AUGGAUUUUUCAAAUUUUUUAAAUUUUUUUUCAAAUUUACAAAAUACUAUUGGUUGGUAUCAGCUUCUAUUUUUUACAACAUAUUUUUUGGUUAUUUCAAUGUUUUGUUUGGUAACUUGUAGUAUUUUUAUAUGCAUUGGUCAUUUUAAUAAUAUUUGUUGUCCAAAUGUUGAUGAACCAUUAAUUGGAGAUAAUGUUGAAAUUUUACAAAGUAUUAAUGAAACUCCAGAUAUGUUAUGGUCAAGAUCAAAUAAUAAAGCUGUAAGAAUACGAAUCGAUCAACAUAAAUGUUAA
Molecule: messenger RNA, 294 nt
Organism: Strongyloides ratti
Lineage: Eukaryota; Metazoa; Nematoda; Chromadorea; Rhabditida; Strongyloididae
Exons: 2
Coding region: 1-294 (97 amino acids)
Source: RefSeq, a predicted model, not a curated record